Messenger RNA from Neodiprion virginianus, 7444 nucleotides. RefSeq names its product diacylglycerol kinase theta. The record is from RefSeq and is a predicted model, not a curated record. The transcript is spliced from 18 exons. Gene Ontology annotation, molecular function: RNA binding; ATP-dependent diacylglycerol kinase activity. Bases 1746 to 4670 code for a protein of 974 amino acids. NCBI's taxonomy places the organism in Eukaryota, Metazoa, Arthropoda, Insecta, Hymenoptera, Diprionidae. Gene Ontology annotation, biological process: diacylglycerol metabolic process; intracellular signal transduction; lipid phosphorylation.
CGAUCGGUUCGAGAGCUUUUACAUCCUCGACUUCGUCCUGCACCGGCGGCCACUCUAUCCGUCUGACGGCGUUUAACGGAGCUGCUGCGAUGCUCUGGGUCGCCGAUGCGAUUCGCGUCUUUCUAUUGUGACGCGGCGAUAAAUCAUCAUCACCGUCAUCUUCGUCCCGAAAUGUACACCUCUGCGGCGGACGCCGACAUCGUCAUCGUCAUCGACACCAGACCUUCUUCCGUUCGCUUCCUGGGCUGAGCUGAUAGUGCGCCUGUGCAGCGGCUUGCGCGAUUCCAGGAUAGCCGCGAUUCUUUCCCCGUCACACCGGGGAGACCCUGACUUUGAAUAAACGCGCGCCGAACUCUCGAACUACGUUACACGGUUAUUGCGCUAUCGCCGAGUGACUAACGUCCAGGAGCAGUUACGCGGGUGAAAAUUAAAAAAAAAAAAAAAAAACAAAAAAAAAGCAUCGACUCCGUAAAGUGCAUCGAGUUUCUCGCCCGGCGUCGAAUCCUCGCCGACUGGUUUUAUAUCCGAAUCAUUCGAUUAUCACGGAUGAUUUACCGCAAAGUCAAGAACCCCGAGAGGGCGUGAAUCGGACCUUUACUCGCGCAGUAAUAAAGGCAGUGCCCUAGUUCUACUUGCGGAGCGCGUGUUUUCCCGCAGGCAUCAUUACUCAGUGCGCGAAGAACGAGCGAGCUGGCGAGCCAGAUGUCUAAGUUGUGUAUAGUUAUCUCAUAGAUCGCGCACCGCUCUACGGGAAGAUAAUAACAACACGUCGGAUAGGCGUAAGAUAAGAAGAUAAGUAGAUGAAUAGAUGGUCGGCGAGGUGAAGGGGGAGUCGAGAGUUGCCGGGAUGUCGUCGCGUUGCGCGGAUGUCAUGGUGCAGAGGCGCGUCGGCGCGUGAGUGUGUGACGUCGUCGUUCCGACGUCGAGACGCUGAUCCGUCGGUCCGUCGGUCCGUCGGGUUGAUAGGACGGAUAGGACGGGAACGGCUCGAGUCCGGGUUGGGGUGGCGUACGUGGCGUGCGCCGUCCCUGCUUGCGGGGCUGAAAAGCAAGUGCAGUGUGCCGAAAACGCGAGGUGGUUUCGUCGUCGGUCCCUGCACCUCGUACUCAUAACGGGCGACAGAGAAGGUGAGGGAAGGCGAGAAAGAGAGAAAGAGAAGGAGAGAGCUCGAAAAAGCUCGCCGGUCGUUGCGGUGCCGAGCGGCGAGGAAUCGGAGCGGAGAGCGACGCAGAUCGGCCGGAUCACCGGAGGAAGAGAGUUGGGGAGAAGAAACGCAGGAGAAAACCGUCACGCCAGCGAAACGAUUGUUCUCCUUCGUCUCCGGAGGAGCAACGAAGAAUCCGCUGAUUAUCCAUUUUUUUUUUUUUUUUUUUUUUUCCUCCGUACGCAUCUUCUCUCAUCCCUUGUCGCGACCCCCUUCGGCGUUACUAAUUUCAAUAUUUGCAACGCACGCACACCUACGCACACCCGCAAACGCACACGCACGCGUACGCAGCAGUGCGUUGAUAUGGUCAGCUGUGUGCGGACCGCGGUGUUGAAGAUACGCCGCUGUGAAAUAUCAGGAAAUGCGCCCUAGGCACAACGCGACGUUUAUCGACAGGGACACCCUACGGCAUCGAAAUGUUCGCGUACGGUUUCGAGAUCACAUAGGCAUGUAAUACAUUAUAAUCAAAUGUGCGGCGUGUGCCUUGUGUAAUUUCACGGUGAAAAUCUGGCGUAAACGGUGCCGCGGUGGGUCAGGGAUCAUGGCGUCGGUCUCGGCCGAGACACCAGCCAGCCAUGGGCACAGCUUCAGUAAGAAAACGUUUCACAAACCCACCUACUGUCAUCACUGCACGGACAUGCUCUGGGGCCUCUUACAGCAGGGGUACACCUGCGAAGUCUGCAACUUCGUGGUGCACGACCGCUGUCUCAAGACCGUCGUCUCUCCCUGCUCCAGCAUCGCGGCAAGCCUGAUCAAGAACCCGGUUGCACAUUGUUGGUCGGAACAAGUGCACCACAAAAGAAAAUUCUGCAAUGUAUGUCGUAAACGCCUCGAGGAUAGCCCAUCGAUUCACUGUGAGAUAUGCGAGUACUAUGUGCACACGGAUUGCCAGGAUUUUGCGGUUGCCGAUUGCAAGGAGAACGCGACUUACCUGCCAGGGAAGGAUUUAGCUUCGGUGCGUCACACCCAUCAUUGGCGGGAAGGGAAUCUUCCCAGCAAUUCGAAAUGCGUGGUAUGCAAGAAGACUUGCUGGUCGGCGGAAUGUCUUUCUGGAUAUCGGUGCGAGUGGUGUGGCAUGACGUCGCAUGCCUACUGCCACAAGAACAUACCGCCGGAGUGCACGUUUGGAAAUUUGGAGCCAAUAUACCUGCCUCCGCAUGCAAUCAGUAUACCUCGCACCGAGGUCCCUAUGGAGGCGAUCAUUGGGGUCCAGGUGCGUCGCAAGGAAGUUCUCGCGCGUGAGUAUUCUUGCCAUUACACUGGAGAGCAAUUCGAUUUCGCUGAGAGUGAACAAAUUGGGGGCGAAGGCCACCUUGCCGCAGCUUUGAGGCGCCUUUCACUAGUUUUGCAUCGUAGCUGCCAUGGAAAUUGUCAUGCUUCCCCUCCUUAUGUUCGAGCACGUAAUAUUUCAGAGGAAUUCAGCAGCGGAGACGCUCGGAAUCGAGACAAUGAUGAACCGGCGCAGCAAAGCGGUGCUCACAGCCGGGAUUCCAGGCCCCAGAAAGAAAAGGACGACAGAGACGAAGAGAUGAUCAAAGUUUACGAUGGCAAUAUUUCUGCGAGGCGUCGGAUAUUUCGAGUUAUCAACGUCCCUCGUCAAGCCAGUAUCGACCAGGUCCUCACCAUAGCUCUAAGAGCAUUCCACAUAACGAAAGAUCUGAAAAACUUUUACCUAACUGACUUGUACGCCGCCGACGAAGCUCGUUUGUGUGAUCCAACACCCAUUAAUAACUUACAGCGGAAGGAAGGCAAGCGUCCGGCUGUCUUUCUGCGUUUUAAGGACAACGAGUGUGGCGAGGUACGAGUCUACCCAGGUAAACUUCAGGUGUCUGAGGCAUUCUGCAACGUCCCUGUUGACGAAGGAAGUACCGUCACCGAUCUUAUUCGGGAAGCUCUUCUUCGGUUUGGACUUGAAAAUUUCAAAUGCGAGGAAUAUCGCUGCAGCGAGAUUUUACUGGAUCGUGGUGUAGUUACGGAACGGGUGCUGUCCUGGAACGAAAAACCUUGGGACAUCGUAAAGCUACUUGGAAAGGACUCGAUCCGUCAAAUGGAAUUGAUGAGGUUUUACCUUCAGUUGAAACAAGAUCCUCACGGGCCGAAUCUGGCGUUAUUUGUCGGCAAUCUUCCACCCAAUCUUUCAGAACGUAAUUAUGAGAAUAUGUUGACGGAGUUCUUGGGUAAAGAAAAUAAAUUUUCAUCCAUUGGCCCAAUUUAUUACGAGUAUGGAUCAAUGGUGAUUAUAUACGAGGAUUCAAACAAGGCCGUAAAGGCAUUGUACACAUUGCGCGAAUCAAAAUACGAAGACAAACACCUUUUAGUAAUGCUUCUGCCCAGCAUCGAGCCGAGUAUGGUACCGCCUGGUGUUCAACCUCUACUUGUAUUUGUAAAUGUCAAGUCUGGUGGAUGUCAGGGUCUGGAAUUAAUUUCCAGUUUUCGAAAGCUUUUGAAUCCAUACCAAGUGUUCGAUCUGGAUAACGGAGGCCCCCUUCCCGGACUGUACGUUUUUCGGCAUAUAAGAAAUUACAAGAUUCUUGUGUGCGGAGGCGACGGAACAAUAGGCUGGGUAUUGCAAUGCCUUGAUAACGUUGGCCAAGAUAGCGAGUGUUCUUCGCCGGCAUGCGCAAUUGUUCCUUUGGGAACUGGCAACGAUUUGGCAAGAGUUUUGCGCUGGGGUUCCGGGUACACGGGUGGAGAAGAUCCGCUGAGUUUAUUGCGGGACAUCAUCGAUGCCGAGGAAAUAAAGUUGGAUCGAUGGACGGUGGUUUUCCACCCGGAAGAUAAGGAGGAUAAAUCUCAGCAAGUUCCCAAUGCCGCAGUUGCUGGUUCAACGAGCGAAGAUAAUACCCAAAUAUUUGUAAUGAACAAUUACUUUGGUAUCGGAAUCGACGCCGAUCUGUGUUUGGCCUUUCACAAUGCGAGGGAAGAAAAUCCAAACAAGUUCAACAGUCGAUUCCACAACAAGGGAGUAUACGUUAGAAUGGGAUUGCGCAAGAUGGUCGGUCAGAAACUCUGUAAAGACUUGCACAAGCAAAUACGAUUAGAAGUCGACGGAAAACUAGUAGAAUUACCGCAGGUCGAAGGCAUCAUUAUACUGAAUAUUUUGAGUUGGGGCUCUGGCGCUAAUCCGUGGGGUCCGGAGAAAGAGGAUCAGUUCAACAAACCGAAUCACUGGGACGGGGUGUUGGAAGUAGUUGGAGUUACAGGUGUGGUACACCUGGGACAAAUACAGUCUGGUCUUCGCUCCGCUAUGAGAAUAGCUCAAGGUGGACAUAUAAAAAUUCAUCUACACUCAGACUUGCCAGUUCAGGUAGACGGAGAACCCUGGGUUCAGAGUCCAGGCGAUGUUGUAGUCCUGAAGUCUGCGUUGAAGGCAACCAUGUUGAAGAAAAAUAAGAUCAAGCGUCGGAAUACCGAACCGUCGAUUCUACCUGCUAAUGGGGAGGGGGGCAAGAGCACGGACGAGUAAAUCAACCAUUCUGCAGCUUGCAACUAGUCAGUUGUUUGAUCAUUCGUUGUAAGGUGCGCGAUCCCUACCUAGACUCCUCCGUGCGUAUAUAAAAUAUACAUGUAUAUAUACAUAUAUAUAUAUAUAUAUAUAUAUAUACACAUACCUAAUACAUACAUAUAUGUAUAUUAAUAAUGCGCGCAAUGCACGGGAGGGGAGUUUCGGAGUGAUCCCACUGAUAAAAACGUCAGACAGACCUCUCGUACGAAGAUUGUUCCUCGGCGCAUGCAACCCUUUCACUCCACAUCCGAAUCUUACCAAUUGCCCAACGCAGUUUAUGCUUUCCGUAUUUUAUCGAUUAGCCAUGCAUUCUUCCAAUUAGUAAAUAUUUUAGCUUUAACUAUGUAAAUUUAUUUCAUUUUUUCUCGAUACUUCGUUUACAUAUUUGUCGAAUUAUUAUUAUUAUCAUCAUUAUUUGAAACAAAAAAAAAAAAAAAAAAAGAGCAAACUCAUAUUAUUGUUAUUAUUAUUAUUAUUAUUAUUAUUAUUAUUAUCAUCACUAUCAUUAUUAUUGCAUAUAAUUAUCAAUUCUGGUGUUGUGAACGAAACCGCUAUUUUCUUCGACAUUCGCAUUGACAAUUGUUAUCGAUCGAUCGUUCGUUCGUUCGUUCCUUUGUGCAUCCUCCUGAUCCUAUCCCUUCCUAGGCCACGAUGCUGAAGAAGGUGAAGAGUAAAAUGAAGAGGCGAAAUACAGAGCCCAGCAUGCAGUUAGCGCUUCAAGCUGGACCCUCGAACGAUCCGGAUAUCGAGAACUUCUGAAUCAACGCUUCUUAUCGUACGCACGGAGCUGGAUCGUCGACGAGUAUUAUUUCGCUACAUUAACAUACCUAUACAUUAAUAAAAUCGAUCACAGAUUCAAUUGUGAUUUGAACGGCCUCGAUACGUGCUGUCGUCAAAAAACGGUUACGCUAUUGUUAAACUACACGCAUAAGUACUUAAUAAUAAUAUAUAUAUAUAUAUAUAAAUAUAUAUAUGUGUGUAUACAGACACAUGCAUAUAUACGUAUACAUAUAUUCAUAAACGCAGUUCCGAACACAUCUUUGAUGCUGCAAGAAGGAGACAUGAAAUAGAUAAGAAUUUUCAAGUGAAGACGCCACACAAAAACUUGACGAAAAUUCAGUGCUAGUUAAUUUCUGUUCACGCGUUAUUAGAAGUGAAAUAGAUCUCAUUUUUAAAUGUUAAAUCAUAGUGCCGUAUGUAUUUUAUCGAUAAAUAUUUUUUUAGUAAGAUUACGAAUAGAUCGUACUUAAUAAUGUUAUUACAAAAUGUUAACCAGUAUUCAAUUGAGAAGCGUCACAAUGCUUACCGCUUACAACAUUAAUUUGCAUUUAUGUUCAUACAUAUAUAUAUAUAUAUAUAUAUAUACAUACAUACAUACAUAUAUAUAUAUAUAUAGUUUGUUAGUUGAAAAAAAAAGUAAACUGUAAUGUAUAUUACGUUUCGUAUGGUAUUUUACCAAGCUAUCGCAAUGUGAAGGCCCGCAAAUUCGUGUGUCGGGAUGCAGCAAACACAUAAAAAUGGAGAAAAAAGAGUCAGUUGUUAUUAAUAUAUUAUUAUAUGAAAUAUUUACAAACUAAAUAUUAAUAUAUAUAUAUAUAUAUACAUAUAUAUAUAUAUGUAUAUAUUUACAUAAUAUUGUAUUAGUAUUACGAUUUUAAUUUUGUGAUUGUUGUCAAUCUGACUGCCGGGCAGUCUGGAAUUUAUAUAUAAAACCAGUUGCAGUCAGAGUUUCCUAGAAAACGUGAAUAAUAAAUUUGAAAGAAAAAAAAAAGUUAAUUUUAAAUAAGUAAAUUAAAUGAAAAUUAUGUAAUUUCGGUAGAGCUGAAUACGGGCACAGCUUCUUUUUGCCAAUUCGUCUCUUAAAAUUUACAUUAACUCAGCGUACAAACUAUCUAAACGAGGAUGUUGACGAGGCGUCUUGGCAAUGUCGAAAUAUCUGACUCUUGCAAAUUACUAUAAGUAUAAUUAUUGAGAAGUUCGCGCGAGUCUCUAUGGUAGAUAACACAUUCCACUAUAAUGUGGCAAAACCACCAUGUACAUUUAUAAAACCUAUGCCAAAGAAAGAAAGGAAGAAAGAAAAAAAAACAAAGUAAAGAAAAAAUAAUUCAAUAAUUAAUAAUCUUAUCUUACCGUUGAAAAAAAACCUGGUUACGGUAUUAUAUCUAUUCAAUUAUUACAAAUUACUACGGUAAUAUGAAUACGACAACGUUUUAUGCCCCUGAGCAAGUUCUGCAGCACAGGUAUAGUGGAUCAAUUUAAAGAGAGAGUACCAAUGGGACUAUAAAUUCAGUGACUUGUUGAGAUGGGCGAAAGCAAUCGAAACAAAAAGGCCGAUGUGUUGGCAGGAUUCGUUUGAAGUGGAUGUGUGUUGGCAUCAUCCAGAUCGGAAGGACAAUUCUGGUGCCAAACAGAUGUAUAUAAUAUAUAAAGAUAGUGGAUAGACGAUUUUGAGUUAGCGGUAUAAUUGAUUGGCAAAGAAACAGACGGAAUAAAAUAUAUAUAUAUAUAUACAUAUACAUAUGUAUACACAGAAAUACAUGUAUAUGUAUAUAUAUUAAGUAUGUGGGUGAAGGACAGUGAAAGUUUCAACGUAACCGUAAUUAAUAAAGUAGAAGGGACUCACUUGAACUGUGCUGCGACGCUCGGGUCGGCAAUGAAAUGCUUUCGAUGAACGACGGCGUACAUCAAAGCUGAAAAAAAUUUCGAAAUGAAUAUGAUGAGGGGGGGGGGGGGGG